This is a messenger RNA of Fusarium vanettenii 77-13-4, 558 nucleotides long. RefSeq lists its product as uncharacterized. The transcript has 2 exons. Bases 1 to 558 code for a protein of 185 amino acids. The record is from RefSeq and is a predicted model, not a curated record. NCBI's taxonomy places the organism in Eukaryota, Fungi, Ascomycota, Sordariomycetes, Hypocreales, Nectriaceae.
AUGCCCCUGCUUCUACUUUUCACGCUCAGCUCAGUUCAUCGCAUCAUUCAUCCAUUCAAACUUUCCGACCCCACCGCCAGCCUCCUUCUCGAUCCCAAUGCAACACAAACAUCCCGAAUCAGCGGUCGCGAGAAGGGUUGCCGCGCAAAACCCAGCGAAAGGCGAUGUCUGUCUUGUGCGCCGACACUGGAAGCUGGCUCUUGGGGCUUAUCUGACGAUGGUCCUGGCCGGUACUAUGGUAUACGCUACAUUCGUACCGUGGCAGCGGGUGUGAAACCUUUCGACCUGGCAAAGAGGUCGUGGGGAGGUUUCAAUGAGCGCCCCACCACCGCCAAGUGUUACCAGCAAGAGCGGACAGCCAUGAUCCUCUCAUUUCUGCUGGGCUCGUUCGGAGUAGAUCAGUUUUACGCACACCAUUGGCCUCUGGCCGUCUUCAAGCUACUCACUCUUGGUGGCGGCGGAGUCUGGUGGCUUGUUGAUGUUAUUCUUUGGAUGGUUGGUGGCGUUUACGGCACUCCUGGCUGCCCCGGUGGGGGCAAACAUGGCUGGCAGUACUAG